This is a messenger RNA of Impatiens glandulifera, 1945 nucleotides long. Its product is annotated as serine hydroxymethyltransferase, mitochondrial-like. Bases 93 to 1640 code for a protein of 515 amino acids. Lineage: Eukaryota; Viridiplantae; Streptophyta; Magnoliopsida; Ericales; Balsaminaceae. Gene Ontology annotation, molecular function: cobalt ion binding; serine binding; glycine hydroxymethyltransferase activity. The record is from RefSeq and is a predicted model, not a curated record. Gene Ontology annotation, cellular component: cytoplasm. The transcript is spliced from 16 exons. Gene Ontology annotation, biological process: tetrahydrofolate interconversion; L-serine catabolic process; folic acid metabolic process.
ACAAAGCUAGAGAAUCAUAUAAUAUAUAUAUAUAUAUGUAUGUAUGUUGAGAGAGAGAGAGAGAGAGAGAGUAGCUUAACCUGAAGAAAGAGAUGGCAAUGGCGAUUCGCAGGUUCUGUUCUUUCGUCAACAAGCCUCUUAGACCUCACUCUCAUGGCGGUUGUCUCUAUUACAUGUCGUCUUUGCCGAGUGAAGCAGUUCGCGACAGAGAGCAAUCUCGGAUCACCUGGAUCAAGCAGUUGAAUGCUCCUUUAGAAGAGAUAGAUCCCGAAAUAGCUGACAUUAUCGAGCUUGAGAAAGCUAGGCAAUGGAAGGGACUUGAACUUAUACCUUCUGAGAAUUUCACAUCAGCAUCGGUAAUGGAAGCAGUUGGAUCAGUAAUGACCAACAAAUACAGUGAAGGAUAUCCUGGUGCUAGAUACUAUGGAGGCAACGAGUACAUUGACAUGGCUGAGUCCCUAUGUCAAAAGCGAGCAUUAGAGGCAUUUGGGCUUGAUCCUGCAAAGUGGGGGGUCAAUGUGCAGUCACUAUCUGGUUCUCCUGCUAACUUUCAAGCUUACACUGCUUUAUUGAAACCUCAUGAGAGAAUUAUGGCUCUUGACCUGCCUCAUGGUGGACAUCUUUCACAUGGCUAUCAGACUGAUACCAAAAAAAUAUCUGCUGUCUCCAUUUUCUUUGAGACAAUGCCAUACAGAUUAGAUGAGAGCACUGGGUAUAUUGAUUAUGAGCAGAUGGAAAAAAGUGCUGCACUUUUCAGGCCAAAAUUAAUCGUUGCUGGUGCUAGUGCCUAUGCUAGGCUUUAUGACUAUGCUCGAAUUCGCAAGGUUUGUGAUAAGCAGAAAGCUGUUUUGUUAGCAGAUAUGGCCCAUAUAAGUGGGUUAGUUGCUGCUGGUGUUAUUCCAUCUCCUUUCGAGUAUGCAGAUAUUGUGACAACAACAACACAUAAAUCACUUCGUGGUCCUCGAGGAGCAAUGAUAUUCUUCAGGAAGGGUGUAAAGGAGAUCAAUAAACAAGGGCAAGAGGUUAUAUAUGACUAUGAAGACAAAAUAAACCAAGCGGUCUUUCCUGGUCUCCAAGGUGGACCACAUAAUCAUACAAUUUCUGGCUUGGCCGUAGCACUUAAACAGGCUAUGACUCCAGAAUACAAGGCCUACCAGGAACAGGUCCUCAGUAAUUGCUCAAAAUUUGCUGAGAGUUUGAUCAAUAGAGGCUACGACCUUGUUUCAGGCGGGACUGAUAAUCACUUAGUCUUAGUUAAUUUAAGAAACAAGAGCAUUGAUGGCUCAAGAGUUGAGAAGGUUCUGGAAUCAGUACAUAUUGCAGCAAAUAAGAAUACCGUUCCUGGGGAUGUGUCUGCAAUGGUACCUGGUGGUAUUCGAAUGGGAACUCCUGCUCUUACAUCUAGGGGAUUUGCUGAGGACGAUUUCGUCAAAGUUGCCGAGUUUUUCGAUUCUGCUGUAAAGUUGGCCUUAAAGAUCAAGUCUGAUGCUAAUGGUACAAAGUUGAAGGACUUUGUGUCAGCAAUGAAAUCAGAUGCUUAUACCAAUGAUAUUUCUAAGCUACGCAAUGAUGUUGAAGAAUAUGCCAAACAAUUCCCUACAAUUGGUUUUGAGAAAGAAACAAUGAGAUACAAGAAUUAAACCAAGUGGACCUUCCUUUAAAGCAGAAGUGUGGACAAUUUGGGCAGUUACCACCAUAUCUAGUUUUCUGGUUUUCGGAAAUCAGGUUUGCUAAUAAUCCCAAGUAUUUAUCCAUGGGUUCCUUUAUUAGGGAUAAGAAUUUUCUGGUGGAGGAAAAGGGGAAAAUGAAAUCUAUCUUUUAAAAUUUUCUGUAGCCAUGAUUUAUGAAAUCUGGUUUUGGAUGAUAAUAAUGUUUAUAUUUAUUUGCCUUGAUUUUCCUCAGACCAUAUAUUUGUUGUAUUGUCCUUAUAUGUAUGUUGCCUUCC